CUGCACGAUGCAGCUGCUCGCGGCCACGUGAAAACUAUCGCUUAUCUCUUGAACAAUGGCGCAGACGUUCAUGCAAACGAUAAUCUUGGUCGGACUCCACUUCACAUAGCCGCUGCUCACGGUAAAAAAAAGGCCAUUGUCCUGCUUGUUAACAAAGGAGCCCACGUAAAUGCACAAAACAGCUUAGGCGAUACCCCUCUUCACGAAGCCGCCAGAGAAGGGCAAUUCGUAUUUGGCGUGCUGUCGAAGAAAGGCGCAUGUAUGAACGCGAAAAACGUUUUGGGUUUAACUCCGCUUCACGUAGCAGCAGCUCGUGGCGACGUGGAUAUCGUCAACUCUCUCGUUGAUGAGGGCGCGGGUAUUCACGCAAAGGAUGACAAAGGCCAUACGGCUCUUCAGGAUGCAAUUUUCCGUGGCGAUGCGAGAACUGCGAAUUGUCUC
This is a messenger RNA of Bipolaris maydis ATCC 48331, 441 nucleotides long. NCBI's taxonomy places the organism in Eukaryota, Fungi, Ascomycota, Dothideomycetes, Pleosporales, Pleosporaceae. The record is from RefSeq and is a predicted model, not a curated record.